UUGGAUGCGUGCGGUGCGCGAUCGCCGGUGCAAACGGCGCGCUGAGGGACCAAGCCUUCGCUACUUAGGGGUUAUUUAUGAGCUAGUGCGCGGCCGCUGGGUGGGAUCGGCUCAGCAGCAUCCCUGAUGUGAGUACAGCGGGAUUCAAGCAUGGAUACGCGGGCCACACCUGUGCGCCAGCUGCGUUACCUGCGGACCUGUUGGAGACCACCGGGCACAGACGCGCAGAUCUGGGCAUCCUGCAGCGCGGCGAUGGCGUUGUGACCACCGGGUUCGACAAAGACCUUAUGGGGCCCCUUGCGCAUCAUCGCGCCCGCUGGAUUAUCAUAGCUCGGAUUCAGAGUGGGUUCCGUUCAGACCGGAUUUACACCGAACCUCAGCGUGUGUGAGUGUGAUUUUGAGACAAAGACCCUCCGCGCAAAGCGACGCGCUAUGGAUGCGGUUCAGCUGGAUGGGCUCAACCCAUCACCGGCGGAGAACGGCAGUGUGUCGCAGUCUGAGCCGCACAAGCGGCUCUCGCAGGUGGACACCGUGGUUCUGCCGUUCCUCGGCGGGUUUGGGAGGUAUCAGCGGCGCUUGGUGGCUCUAACGUGGAUCCCGGCGUUCCUCAUCUCGUUCAGCCAGUUUUCGGACCACUUUCUGCUCGGUCAACCGGGAAGAAAGUGCGUCCGUCCGGAUCAGAACAGAACGAGUUCGGUUCGGGAGAUUUUCGAUCUGAUCGCGACCGGGAACGACGCCGCCGCCACCGCCGAGGGCAGCAACGUAACGGCGUGCAUGUGCUCCGAGUGGCGGUUCGAGCUGCAGUCGGGACUGCAGCAGAAUGUAGUCACCAAGUGGACGCUGGUGUGUGACGGCGAGUGGAAGGUUCACAUCGCUAAGUUCUCUCUGCUGGUGGGCUCUAUCUUCGGCUACCUGCUGAUGGGAGCGAUGGCAGACUGGUUGGGCCGGAUCCCCGUGCUGCUGGUGUCUGUGCUGUCUGUGCUGGUGUUCGGUUUGGCCAUGGCCUUCUCUGUGGAUAUGGCUAUGUUCAGCACGCUGCGCUUCUUCGAAGGCUUCUGUCUGGCGGCGAUCAGACUCUCGCUUUACGUCCUGAGGAUCGAGCUGUGUUUGCCCGCCUGGCGUUUCUCCAUGACCAUGAUCGCCAGCCUGAUCAUCGUGAGCGGCCAGCUGCUGAUGCCCGGUCUGGCGGCGCUGUGCCGUGAUUGGCAGAUCCUGCAGAUCGUCAUCAUCGCCCCGUUUGUGCUCAUGCUGCCGUACGUCUGGAUGUUUCCGGAGUCUCUGCGCUGGUUGUUGGUCACUCAGCAUUAUCAAAGAGCCAAGCGACAGAUGUUACGCAUCGCCCAUAGCAACAGCGUCGACACGGCAACCGACUCCAGCGGCAUCCUCUCAGAGCUGGAGACUGAACUGCAGCAGAAGCCCAAGACGUUCUGCGUGACGCAGCUGAGUGGCACCAGAAACCUGUGGAAGAACACCGUCGUCCUCUGCGUCAACUCGUUGACGGGUUACGGCAUCCAUCACUGCUUUGCGCGCAGCGUUCUGGAGGGCAGCGCGUCUCACCUGCAUUAUUACGCAUUAGCGGCGAUCGCCGUGGCCUCCUGCAUGGUGCUGUUCCCGGUGGUGGCUGGCUUCGGCAGGAGAGGAGGACUGCUCACCUUCAUGAUCAUCACGGCUCUGGCGUCGCUGCUGCAGCUGGGUUUGCUCAACCUGAUCGGCAAGUACAGUCUAUGGCACGAUGCAGCUCAGCGGGACUCGCUGAACCAGCGCUUCUCGUACGCGUUCUCCAUCAUCGGGAUGUUCUCGUCUCAUGCCGUCAGCACACUCAGCAUCUUCUACUGCGCCGAGAUCACGCCGACGGUCAUCAGGGGUGGAGGAGUGGGUCUGGUCCUAGCGAGCGCAGGUUUCGGUAUGCUAACAGCGCCGCUGAUGGAGCUCCACAAUCAGAAGGGUUUCUUCCUGCAUCACGUGAUCCUCACCUGCUGCACUCUGCUCUGCAUCAUUUGCAUACCGUUACUCCCGGAAACCGCCAGCCAACCGCUGCCCGAGACUAUUGCUGAGGGGGAGGGGCUUCUGCGGUGGCCCAUCCUCCCCGGAGAACAGCACCAUCUACUGGCCAGGACCGAGGUCAGGGAGUAUUCGCGCGUUCAGGACACGCCCCUUCACCAGGUCGUCAACCCCGGCAACGGCUCGGUGCCUAGCAACAGCACAGCCAAUGGCGUGAGGACUUCAUGACGGCGUUUGCUAAAGACGGCCGAACGAAGAGCGAUUGUCGAGAACGAGUUUCACUCAUUCGUUUUUUUAAACUGCGAAAUGCGACUGAUGUCGUGGUAAAGUGUCAAACGCCUCAUUAACCAGCAUCGGUGAAAAAUUCUUACCAUUGUACAAACUGGAAAUGUUAUUUUAACUUGCGUUUAGCGAAAGGAGCUCUAUUUUUCGAACGGCCACUACCGAACAAUAACCUCACGGAGGAGUUUCACUGAUUUGAAUGCGUUUUGUUUUGUACGUUUGGUAAAUAUUUGGUAUUUAUUAUAAGGACAGAAUGACGUUGACGGUAAGAACCAGCAGACUUUAUUCCUGUACGGGAGAUUGUUUCCACCACAGGAAAAUAAAAUAAAAAAAGGUAUUCGUGACUUUCUCUCACAGUCACAACUCCGAAUUUUUUCUCGCAAUUCUAAGAAAAAAAUUUGCAAUUCUAAGUAAAAAAUAAUAA
Molecule: messenger RNA, 2707 nt
Organism: Sinocyclocheilus rhinocerous
Lineage: Eukaryota; Metazoa; Chordata; Actinopteri; Cypriniformes; Cyprinidae
Product: solute carrier family 22 member 23-like
Exons: 10
Coding region: 433-2229 (598 amino acids)
Biological process (GO): transmembrane transport
Cellular component (GO): membrane
Molecular function (GO): transmembrane transporter activity
Source: RefSeq, a predicted model, not a curated record